This is a messenger RNA of Kockovaella imperatae, 1489 nucleotides long. Its product is annotated as kinase-like domain-containing protein. Gene Ontology annotation, biological process: protein phosphorylation. Lineage: Eukaryota; Fungi; Basidiomycota; Tremellomycetes; Tremellales; Cuniculitremaceae. The record is from RefSeq and is a predicted model, not a curated record. The transcript is spliced from 6 exons. Gene Ontology annotation, molecular function: ATP binding; protein kinase activity. The coding region runs from base 118 to 1272 and encodes 384 amino acids.
GCAGUAAGCACCUCUUGGGACUUUUCUUCGUCUGUAGUCGGCUUCUGUAGUCGGCUUCUGUCAUGUUCAUGCAUGCUGUUGCCGCCCUAAUCUGUCUGUUACUGGCAUGCUGGGGAGAUGUUGAUUGCACCGCGCUUCGGACCAUUAUGUAUCAGGUGCACUGUUACCUGCACGGGCGGAAAUGUAAAGGUCGGACAGACUGGGAUGCAGUUGCCGUCCACAGGUGAUUCGCUACUGGACCGGCCCCCACCUGAAGUGCAAAGAUGUGCAUUCCCCCUUUCGGGACCCAACUUCCCCACUUGUACUGAUCACUUGAUGUCAACUACAGAACAACCUGUGCAAGUCGAGGCAACACGUGCCAAUGAAAGGCAUGAGAUCGUUCGUCUGGAAGUACAGACGGUCCAAUCUAUAGCGCGCGGUGGUUGGAGCCAAGUGACUCUUGUAGAUGCGAAGUGGGGAUCCGGACCGAAUGUUGUCGUCCAGAGACUUGUUCGGAAGAGAGCAAGGCAGCCUGUCGCAUUCAAGCACCGAGAGCUAGAGGUUCAUCAGGAUUUGAAACACCCCAACAUUGUCAAAGUCGAAGGAUGGUGGUACGAGAUGGCCGCCGACCAUGAAGCCGAGCACGGCGAGAACGUUCGAUACCUGAACCUCCUGCUCAGCCCCUAUUGCCCUCAAACUCUCAAUGAUGUCAAAGGUGAACUGUCUGAACGACUCUUACUCCUGUUCGCACAGCAAUUGUUCGGCGCCCUGGAGUAUCUGCACGCCCCCGAACGAUCUGUUGCUCAUCGGGACCUCAAGGCCGAGAACAUCCUGAUACGAAUAACAGCGGAGGCAGAAGGUCAAGGACACCUUCAAAUGUAUCUCUGUGAUUUUGGGUGUGCGAAGAGAAUUCUGCCUACUGAGCAGAACGGGGUGGAAGUAGGAGAGCCAAAAACGCGAGCUCCUGAGAUGCUCAGACAGAGUGGCUUUGGCACGUACACGACAGCCGUCGACAUAUACGCAGCUGGCCUCUUGCUCUUCUAUGCACUACUCGGUCGAGAUCUCGUGCCAGCUCGACCAAAUCAACAAGAGCAAUUACUGGAAUAUGAACGGGUAUUCGGACACGCUAAAACAGCGUCAGAGAUAAUCUCUCUCAUCGAAUCCGAAUCCGCACGCGACGCCAGGCCAACACCGAGCCAGUCCGUGCUCCAGCUACUGGCAGACGUUUUGACUCCCGACGUGAACGCCAGACCGGAAGCGCAGGAGCUCGUACGCCGGCUGAAAGGGCUUUAAUAAACGUCCAACCCUGCUGCUGUCACUGAUUUCUGAUGAUACCACCAAGGUCAUGGAAGGGCUGUGGUAAGCGAGUCCUGAGAUUGUCAUGAUCCAUCAGCCCGGUAAGGAGUAGAUAUCCAUGAUGAAAAAGGUUGCCAAUAAAUGCGCCUUGCAAGACGACCAACGAUGCAAGCGUCUGCCAGCAGAGUGGGAUUAUGCUACAUUUUCGACAUGU